AUGUAUGACUACUUAUCUCAACUAAGCAAUAUAGAUGAUGGAGAAUUUGAAAUAGCUGAUGAUGAUGAAGACGAAACAACAGAUGAUCUCAACAUAGAUGAUGACAAUAAUGAUAGUUUUUCCUCGAAUGAUGAUUAUAGUGAUGACGACGAAAAAGACGAUACUCGAGAUUUAAUAAACACGACAAAAAAAGACUUUAUUGGAGUGAAAGUCUUUAAUAAGAUCGAACCUCACAUAGAACAAUCUUAUUUUAAAGUCACAAUAAAUAAUGAUACAAAAUAUUUACAUAAACAAACUGCUUGUUGGUUAUUAACAGGUGACAAAAGUAAACUUUCAAAUGACCGGUUACUUCGAGUAAAGCAAACCAAUAAAAAAGAAUAAAUAAAUGUUUUUUUUCUUUAUGUAAUAUUUUGUUUGAUUUUGUUUUUAAAUAAGCAGUAUUUUGUUUAAUUUAAAGUUUUAGAGUCAGUGAAUGUGCUGCACACAGGUAAUUGAAAGAUGCUGUGCACUCGUCUCUAAAUCGAAACCAAUAUGUGCCGCAUUUGACGUAACUAUUGAUGAAAAGAAUCAAGACACAACCGUUUUAGAUUUCUAUAGUGGACUUAUGGAGAGCUGCUAACGAUUUCAAGAGAUUUUAAAGGACUCCAAUGGACUUCAUUGGACUUCAAUGAACUGAAGCCCGCUGUUUCCUCCUUGGAUUAGCAUCUAACGCAUUUCAUUUUGAGAGCAAUGCUCAGAGCAUAAUUGAUAUAAGCUGAUUCUCAAUUGAUGUUAUAUCUAGACUCACGAACUUGACAUCGUGGUGGAACGCAAUAUCAUCGAUCAGCGACACAUGGCAACGGCGGAAAUAUCUGUCACGUACUUCUUUAUCUUGUUUAAUGUCUCAAGCAUAUUUCUGUUGUUCUGUACAGACGUAAAAUAGCAAAAUUGAAGCUGCUAAUCAUCGUUGGCUUGAUCCUUAGUUUGAUCGUUGGGUUAGCUCUCAUAGUUUCGUUGAUCGUCUUAUCUGUUCUCUUGACUCGAAGUGAAAACCCAGUCUCGAUUACGACAACAAACGAAACGAAUAUUGGAGGGAUAGCAAAUAGUAUGCAACUUUCUUCAAUAAAAAGAUGAACUCAUCUCUACCCAUCAAUGGUGUUUUUUCGAUGACAAAUUCAGUUGAACAUAUCUUAUCUUCAGCAACAUUCAGGGUUCCGAAAACGAAAACUCCGCGAUUAUACAAAUGUCACUAGAGCAUUUUUCGAAAUCCUCCCCCCCCCCCCCCCAGGCACACAAAAUAGGAAAAUUUAAAGAAUUUCAACGAUUGCAAGCGAGUCAAUAGAAUAGCUUAGAUUAAGUGUAUUAAUUAAGUUUGUUGAGGUGGUGAUUGGGUUGGG
Messenger RNA from Rotaria sp. Silwood2, 1376 nucleotides. The record is from the annotation of a GenBank genome assembly. Lineage: Eukaryota; Metazoa; Rotifera; Eurotatoria; Philodinida; Philodinidae.